Molecule: messenger RNA, 1764 nt
Organism: Colletotrichum tamarilloi
Lineage: Eukaryota; Fungi; Ascomycota; Sordariomycetes; Glomerellales; Glomerellaceae
Product: JmjC domain-containing protein
Exons: 1
Coding region: 1-1764 (587 amino acids)
Molecular function (GO): 2-oxoglutarate-dependent dioxygenase activity
Source: RefSeq, a predicted model, not a curated record
AUGUCCGUCUUUGAUAACCCCGCCCUCAUCAAAGAGUGCAGCGGUGCAGUGGCUUCAAUCUACGCGGACGUCGUCGGCCACCUCACCGCCGAUUUACCCCGGCUUCCGCGACCGUUUGAGAGCAUUACCGAAGGACACAGUCUGGGACCCGUUGGUCCGGAGAUUUUGAGGGUUGUAGAGGGGUUGGCUUUUGAGGUUCUGGGGCUGUGCGCGGCAGCGGGCUAUAGCGUGGAUUUGAGCGACUAUACAGCAGCAGCACCACCACCACCGCCGCCGUCACCAUUGUUAGGAGGAUCGGAGUCGGUGAUCGAGCGUCUCGACGGAGAGAUUGAGCGGACCUACCGCCGGUUUUACGACUAUGUCUACGCGGACCUGCCGUUUUGUUGGAGGUUGUUGUAUACGGAGCUCAGUCUGCUCAAGUUUUCGGCGGUGGCGUUUUUGUAUGUUGCCAAGAGGGCGGCGCGGGGCGGGAAGACGGAGAAGAAAGAUGAAGAGGAAGAGAGUGAGGAAGAGGGAGACGAUGAAGGAAAAGUGCUGGAUGAUCUCGUGGCCGUGCUAGACAAGGCGCUCAUCCUCGCCGGCGGGGCGGGCUUGACGCGCGGGAGGAGGACGAUUUCGAGAUUGCUCGGGUACCUCGACGACGCGGCGCCAUCGUCUUCACCGCGUUCGCCUCUCCCGGCGAGGUUUCCUUCUUCGCGGACGUUUACGCCGCCCGUGGCCCGGCCUAUUCGUGCCGUUGAUCGCAUGUCGAUGUCGGCGUUUCAAGCGUACCUGGACGGUCGGUCUCGUCUAGACAAGGAGGCAAGUGUGGGCGAAGACGUGGACAUGGGGCCGGAGCCGCUGGUUCUGACGUCGCUGAUGACGGAGUGGCCUGCGCUCUCUACGAGACCGUGGUCGUCGCCUGGGUACUUGAUGUCGAAGACGCAUGGUGGGCGGAGGCUUGUGCCGGUGGAGGUCGGGCGGAGUUAUGUUGAUGAGGGGUGGACGCAGGAGUUGAUCCCGUUCCGGGAACUGUUGGCGCGCGUGGUUGCGUCUGGGUCUCCGUCGACUGCAGCAUCGACAGCGACACCAAUCACGACGAGGACAACAACAAUAACGGGGUCGGAAAAGGGAACGGAAAAGGGCACGACGUACCUCGCCCAACACGAACUCUUCGCGCAGCUCCCGCGCCUGCUCAACGACAUCCUCACGCCGGACCACUGCUUCACCUCGCCGCCGGCGCACCCGUUCAACAAGGCCGCCGACAAGCCGGAGCUCGACGUGCCGUUGGUGAAUGCGUGGUUUGGCCCCGCGGGGACGAUUACCCCGUUGCAUACGGACGGGUAUCAUAACCUGCUGUGCCAGGUUGUCGGGGAGAAGUACGUGCGUUUAUACGCGCCGCGGGAUUCGGAGGCGUUGUGUCCGAGGGGGUUUGAUGGUGAUGACGAUUUUGACGCCGACGAUGGAAACGAAGGAGAAGAAGGGGGUGAAGAUGGAGAUGGAAAGAGAGGUCAGGGGAUGAAGAAGGUGGACAUGAGCAACACCAGCGCCUUUGACGUCGGCGCCGUGGAGGGCUGGGACCCGGACACGGAGGGCCGGGAUCCGAUGGAGCUCGAGGAGUUUCGGGGGCUGCGGUACUGGGACUGUGUGCUCGGCCCGGGAGAAGUGUUGUAUAUUCCCAUCGGGUGGUGGCAUUACGUCCGCAGUCUGAGUGUGAGCUUCAGCGUGAGCUUUUGGUGGAAUGGGGAUCAUUAUGUUGGUCCGCAGGGGAGGGGAGACGAGUGA